Molecule: messenger RNA, 7446 nt
Organism: Dictyostelium purpureum
Lineage: Eukaryota; Evosea; Eumycetozoa; Dictyosteliales; Dictyosteliaceae
Exons: 3
Coding region: 1-7446 (2481 amino acids)
Molecular function (GO): acyltransferase activity; oxidoreductase activity
Source: RefSeq, a predicted model, not a curated record
AUGAAUGAUAAUGAUGAUGACUUAGUUGCUAUUGUUGGGGUUGGAUGCAGGUUACCAGGAAAUUCAAAUUCCCCAAAUGAAUUUUGGGAAACAAUUAAAAAUAAAAAAGAUGGAAUCAUAGAAAUGUCAGAAAGAUUUUCAGAUAAUUUUUUUAUAUCGAAUCAAUUUGGCUUAAAACGUGCUGGUUUAAUAUCGAUGAAUGAAUGGAAAUCAUUUGAUCCAAUUUUUUUUGGGAUUUCACCAUCUGAGGCAUUAACAAUUGAUCCUUCGCAAAGAUUACUUUUAAAAUGUACUUGGGAAGCAUUUGAAGAUGCAUCAAUUGACCCAUUAUCCAUAAGGGGGACGAGUGCAACGGUUUAUGUUGGCACAUCAACACCCGAAUAUCAAUACAGCACAGUAUCUAAUUACGAACCAAUAAAAAACCUGUUUGGAGCUACCCCUCACUCUUUAGCAAAUAGAAUAUCGUAUUGUUUCGAUUUAAGAGGCCAAUCAUUAUCAAUUGAUACUGGGUGUUCUUCUUCGUUAAAUGCAGCAGUCCUGGGUUACAACUCAAUUAAAGAUGGCCAAUGCGAUAUUUCUGUAGUUGGUGGAUACAAUUUUUUAAUGGAUCCUUUCUUUACCAAAGGUCUUUGUCAACUGGAGAUGCUUAGUAAAUCUGGUAAAAGUUGUGCCUUUGAUUCAAGUGCUGAUGGAUAUGUCAGAGGGGAAGGUUGUGGUGUAGUUGUUUUUAAAAGAUUAAAAGCUGCCAUUAGAGACUCAAAUAGAAUUUAUUGUGUUAUUGAAGGAGCCAAUUCAAAUGUAGAUGGAUACUAUAACAAAAAUACUUUUUAUGCACCAUCUAUACCAUCUCAAGUGGAAAAUAUUAUAAAAACUUUUAAAUCUGCAAAAAGAUCAAUAAAACCAAAAGAUGUUUCCUUUUUCGAAUGUCAUGGCACGAGUACAUUAGUCGGUGAUCCCAUAGAAACCGAAGCACUAUCUAGAGUUUUUAAGGAGAACCAUUCACCCGACAGUCCACUAUUGAUUGGUUCAAUAAAGCCAAAUAUAGGUCAUUUAGAAGGUGGUUCAGGAAUUGCUUCAUUAAUUAAAUGCUGUUUAAUGUUCAAAUUCAAAAAAUUUGCUCCAAAUAUCAAUUUUGAAAACCCAAACCCCAAAAUUAAAUUUGAUGAAUGGAAUUUAAAAGUUAAUACACAAGUUUUACCAUUUCCAAAUAAAAACACAACCAUAAUGAUGAAUAACUUUGGUGUCACAGGAAGCAAUGCAUGUUUAUUGCUAUCACAGUAUAAUCACUCUCAAAACAAGGAUGAUUUGUAUGCAGAUUCUGGUAUUAAAAACAAAAAAGAAUACUUAAUUCCCUUUUCUGCAAAUAGUAAAAAAAGCUUAAGAAACUAUCAAAUUUCAAUUGUUAAUAAUAUAAAUCAUUAUAAAAAUAAUUCAAAUCUUUUUGAUUUUAUCAAAUGUCAAAUAAACUCAAGAUCUAAUAAACUACUUCAAAGAUCUAUGGGAAAGGCCAAGAAUUGGGAUGAUAUUGCUAAAAUUGAUAAUUAUAUUGAUACAAGCCAUUCAAAGGUUUCAAAUAUUACAGUAUCAAAAAGACAGCCACAAAAUAUAGUUUUUAUUUUUCCAGGUCAAGGUACACAGUAUAUUAAAAUGGGUUCAAGUUUAUAUCAAACUAAUCAAACUUUUAAAUUAUGGGUAGAUAAAAUCGAUAGUAAAUUAGAAAAGUAUUUUGGGUUUUCAAUUUGGAAAAAGAUAAACUCAUUUAGUGAAUCUGACAAAGAAACUAUGAACGAACCAAUUAUUGCUCAACCAUCGAUUAGUAUGAUACAGGUUGCAUUGUUUCAUAUAUAUAUAAGAUGGAAUAUAAAUCCAUCGUUUAUAAUUGGUCAUAGCUUAGGGGAAACAUCGGCACAAUUUUGUUCUGGGAAUAUAGAUUUAGAAACAUUUUGUUCAAUUUUAUACAACAGAUCAGUUUCACAACAAAAAACGGUUGGUUUAGGAAGAAUGCUAUCAAUUAAUAUUGGUGAAAAAGAAUUUAAAGAAAAAUAUUCGUAUAAAUAUCCAUCUUUGGAAAUCUCAUGCUACAACUCCCCAAACUCUAUUGUGGUAUCUGGAAUAGAGACAGUUUUAUUUAAUUUAAAGUCAGAUUUAAAGAAUGAUAAUAUUUUUUCAAUACUUUUAUCUACAAGAUCUUCAUUUCAUUCAUCUAGUCAAGAAACAAUAAAAGAAGAUAUUUUGAAUUGUAAAUUUAAAACACAAUUAAGACCCACAAUCCCUGUUUUUUCAACAGUAUAUAAAAAAAUAUUUGGCCCUACCCUUGCCUAUGAUCCAAAGUACUGUUUUGAAAAUAUUAGAAUGCCUGUUUUAUUUGCCGAAACCAUCGAGGCUUUUUAUCAACAUAUAGAAACCAACUCAUUAUCAAAUGAAAUUGUUUUUAUCGAAAUAUCUCCCCAUCCAACACUUUUAUAUUACCUUAAAGAAAUGGUUCCAAAAGACUCAAACUAUUUUACUGAUGAGUCCAUCAUUAUUUUAUCAUCUCUAAACAAAAAAAAUAACAGUAACGAUCAAACAGAAAUAAACAACACAAUUUCAAAAUUAUAUUGUUUUGGUUAUAAUAAUUUAAAUUUUAAUCAACAAUUUGAACAAAUAACAAUAAACAAACAUGUAGAUCUACCAUUUUACAAAUGGGAAGAUGAAAAGUACUUUUUAGAGGACCAUCAGCAUUAUUUAAAUAGGACCCAAGGUCCACCAAUUGACCUUCUUGGCACAGAAAACUUAUCACCAAUUAAAUCUUUUACAACAUACAUUGAUGUAAAAAAACCAAUUUUCCAAUAUUUGAAAGGACAUGCUGUUAAUGGUGGUUUCAACUUUCCUGGGUUUGGCUAUGUUGAUAAUGUCAUCAAUAUGUAUGCUGAAAAUGAUUUAAUAAUAGAUGGUAUAGAAUUUAAAGAUCCUUUAAUAUUUAAAGCUGGUGAAAAUACAAUUCUACAUACAAAUGCUACUCAGGUUUUAAAAAAUCAACUUAAAGUUCACUUUCAUUAUUAUAACAACAAAAGCGAUAAAUGGAUAGAAACCUCAAAUGUUAAUGUAUACUUAGUCGACCAUGAUUAUGAUAACAAAGAAUUAAAAAUGGAUAUAGAUCAACUAAAAAAGGAAUGCAACCAUUACUCUGUUACCACUGAUGACCUGUACAACUUUAUUAAAUCAAAGACAGGUGUGAGGUACUCUGAAAAUUUUAUUGGAGUAAAAGAAUGCUAUUAUGGAGAUAACAAAUGCCUUUCCUUCAUUCCAAUUAAUUUACCAAAUACCAAUCUUGGAAUACCCAACUCCAUUAUUAAUGUCACUACCUUGGAUAGCUGCCUGCAUGGUUUGUUAGGUUUAAUUAAAGAUCCAUGUCAAUUAUUUUUAGAUAGGUUAGAAAAUUUCAAAUACUUUUCAAGGAACAUACCAAGUAUUGGUGAGGUUGACCAUGUAUAUUCAUAUGGUGAAUUAAAUUUUAUAUAUAACAACUCUUACUAUGUAACUUUUAAAGUACUACUCCCAGAUGGUACAAUUCUUGUAGAGGUUGAUAAUAUUAUUUUAACAUCAUCAAUAGAAAUUAAAGAUUCAUUAAAUAUUGAAUAUGAACCAAAUUUUUAUUAUGAAUACUACUUAGAGUCAAUAGAAUCCUCAGUUCCAACACCGUCCCAUUUCAAAGACUUGAUCAACUCAUUACCAACAAUGGACAAAAAUGAAAUAAAAUAUUAUGAAAAAUAUAUAAUAAAUGCAUUAUUAAACAACGUCAAUGAAAAAACAAAUAUAGAUUUAGAUAUAGUUCAAAAACUAUCAAUACAAGAGUUGGAAAAUAAAUAUUUAAAUGAAAAGAAAAACCAAAAGCUUUUUAACUUUAUAUUCAAUUUAAUCAAAGAAAAUAUUGAUUCAAUAGAAAAAAAUAGAGAUAAUGUUAAUCAAAGAGUUGAAGAUAAAUCAAUGUCAUUAAAUAGCAUAAUAAAUGCAAGUUUACAAAUAAUUUUAAUAAAUUUAUUCCCAAGUGGGAAUCAUAAUUUAAUGAUUGAAUUCCCAGAGUCCCGUUAUUAUAGUGGUUGGUUAAAUUAUUUUUAUGAAAAUAAUACAAACAUAAACAACUUGGACAAAUUAGUUGUAGAAAUUAUUAAAAAAUCAAUUAUAAAGCAAGCUAAUAAAAAAUAUGUGGUUAGAAUUUUAGAAAUUGGGGGUGGCAUAGGUUCAUUAUCGGAAAAAGUAGUUAAUGGAUUAAACACGAUAAUAGAAGCAAAUCCAAACAUUGAAACUGAUAUAGAAUAUACCUACAGUCACGAAUCUCCCUCUCAUUUUGUACAAGUUAAGCAAAAACUUAAACAUUUUAAUGGGAACGUCCUUUUCAAAGUUUUAAAACUCCAAGAUGAUUCUGUUGAAAACCAAAAUUUCAAACCAAACUAUUACGACUUUAUCAUAGCUUCAAAUACCUUACAUUUAGUUAAAGAAAUUAAACCAGCAAUAAACCAAAUUUAUCGACUAUUGAAACCAAAUGGACAACUACUAUUUUUAGAAUUUUCACAACAGUCGCUAUUGGCCAAUACUGUAUUUGGUUUCUUUGAUGAAUGGUGGUCUUUUAAAGAUAUUGGUCUUAGAAGUGAAAACUGUCUAUUAACCCAAGGUCAAUGGGAAUCUAUAUUAUCAAACACAAAAUUUACUGAUACAAUUAUGACAACCGAAGACAAUUCUUUUAGUUAUUUAAUUCAAACUAGAAAAGAGUUUCAAUAUAAUUCAAAUGUAAAAAGUUCGUCAGAAGUUAUAAUUUUUACAUUCGAUAGAGAAAACAGAUCAAGUCAAUCAAAUGAAAUUAUUAAACAAAUAUAUGAAAAAUAUAGCGGUGCAAUAAUUGUAGGAGAUUUAGAUGAAUUACUAUCAAAACUUUCUAAUACUUCCAAAGUUUAUUUCAUAAAGACAAUAGAAGAAUUAAAUUUAGAAAAUUUUAAAACUGUUACAUUAGAAUAUAUUAAAAUUAACCAGCAUAUGAUUAAAAAUAAUCUAACAACCAAAAUUAUCCUGGUAACAAUAAAAUCAUUUGAAGAAUCAAACAACUAUUUGAACUCAUCAGUGAACGGUACAUUUAGAUAUUUCUGUGAAGAUCAAGAGCAACUAGUGCUAUAUUGUUUUGACCUGGAUUGCAUUGAUUCCUGCUGUAUAGAUCUUAUCGACUCAUUGUCAAAUGAAAACAACUUUAUUCAAACAGAAUUCAUUGUAAGAAAACAAAAGGUUUAUAUAGAAAAAAUGAAAAGAAUUAAAAAUUCAAUAAACAAAUAUACUUCAAAACAAAAAACACCAAACAUCUGUAAAGAUUCUUUUAUUUGCAAAUAUAACUUUAAACUUCAAAUGGUCUUGGAUAACAAAGAAGAGCUCAAACCAGGUCAAGUUGAGGUAGACGUCAAAGCUGCUGGGUUAGACUAUAAAGACUAUUUAAUUUACAAAAAGAAAAAGAUCUUAAAUAACAAAUUCAAUACAUUUGGGAGCGAAUUUUCAGGCACAGUCAAAAGAGUUGGUAUUAAUGUUAAAAACUUUAAAGUUGGUGAUCAUGUUUAUGGUUUGAAAACUAAUACAACCCAAACUUCAAUAAUUAUCAAUUCAGAUCAAAUUUCUCAAAUUCCAAAUAACAUUUCAUUGGUUGAAGCAGCAUCAGUACCAUCAAUUUAUAUCAACAGCUACUAUUGUCUUUUUAAUAUUGGUGAUCUAAAUAUAUUAGACAAUGAAUCAAUUUUAAUUCAUUCAUCAACCAAUGAUUUUGGAUUGGCAUUGUUAAAUAUUUUAAAAUGGAAAGAAUUUUCAUCUCAAUUAUUUGUAACUGUAAACUCUGAUGAAAAAAGGGAUUAUUUAAUACAACAGUAUGGUUCAUUCAUUAGUGGUAUAUUUAGUGUGAACAAUUUUGAAAAAGAAAUUAAAGCAAAUCUAAUGAAAUCAAAUAAAGAAGGUAUUGAUUUAAUAUUUAACUCUAUUUCAAAUGAAUUUAUGGAUUCAAAUUGUAGGUUAUUAAGUUGUGGUGGGAAAAUAAUAGAUACAAAUAUUAAUGAAAUUGACAACAAAGAACAAUUAAAUUUAAAUUUAAAUUUAAAUGGAAAUUAUAUAAAACUAAACUCAAUUUCACCAAAAACAGCAAUAAAAAUUCUACGCUCAAUUACACAAGCCUUCAAUGAAGGUCACCUUAAACCAAUCCCUAUAAAUAAAUACAGUAAUAUAAAUAUUAAAAAUGCACUAUUAGAAAUUAAUAAAAAGAACACCAUAGGAAAAGUGAUAGUCGAAUUUGAUACAGAUAUUUUACAACCUUUAUUGACAGAAAAAAACAAUCACAAAAUUAUAGAAUCAACUUAUAAAAUAACAUCAGUUGGUAAAACAAUACUUGUAACUGGUCAAACUGGAAUAGCAUUAGAAAUAAUCAAAUGGAUAAUUAAAUUUUCAAACAAUAUAGAAAACAUAAUUAUAUUAUCAAAAUCAAAAAUGAAAUGGGAAUUAAAAUCACUAAUUCAAAGUGUUACUAAUGAUACAAAAAAGAACCAUAUCAAGUUUCAUUUUAAUUCAGUUGACGUUGGUAAUAAAACGGAACUAUAUAACUCGAUCCAACAACUCUAUAAUGAACAUCCUACCAUGGACAAAGUAGAUUCGAUAUUCCACUAUGCAUUUGUUCAAGUUGUCAAUGGACCAUUAGAAAUAUCAAUGAAAGAUUUAGAUCUAUCGCACGGAGCCAAAUCAAAUGGUGCAAUAAACCUACAUACCCUAUCCUUGGACUUUAACUGGCCAAUAAAAAACUUUGUAAUGGCCUCAUCCACUGCUGCAAAAUUUGGCAGUUUUAAUCAAUGCUCCUAUGUAUCAUCGUUGUGUGUAAUUGAUGCAUUAUCAAGAUAUAGAAAAUCAAUAGGUUUACCCUCCAUCUCGAUUAACAUGGGUUCCAUUUUAUCAGUGGGAAUAGCUGCAAAAAGCGAUACAAUUUUAUCAAUGCUCGAAUCGCAAGGUAUUCAUCAUAUUAAUGUUAAUCAAUUAUUGGGCUCUAUGGAUAUAGUAUUACACAAUCAAACUGAUAUAUCUUCAUUUGUAGUAUAUAAUGUCCAUUUUGACAAUGUUCAAAUCAAGAAAUACACAUAUCCAAUUAUAGACUACUAUUUAAAUCCAAUCCAAAACAAAACGAUAAAGGAAAAUGACCCAACGAAUAGCAAUAACAAACAAGACGAAAAAGAUAAAAUUAUAAAUAAAAUCUGUGAAAUUCUAUCCUUGGAGCCAUCAAAACUAAACACAAGUAAUAGUCUAUAUGAAUAUGGAAUUGAUUCUCUAGCAUCUACAAAUCUUCGUAAUUGGUUUAGUAAAGAGUAUUAUGUCAAUAUUGUAACAGUUGAUCAAAUCCAAAAUCUGACAAUUGUAAACUUGGUUAAUCAAAUUAAAAAUUAUAUAAAUAAAAAAAAAUAA